Emys orbicularis (European pond turtle) is the source of this 1280-nucleotide messenger RNA. It is a transcript of the gene UBAC2, whose product is annotated as UBA domain containing 2. NCBI's taxonomy places the organism in Eukaryota, Metazoa, Chordata, Testudines, Emydidae. The coding region runs from base 51 to 1085 and encodes 344 amino acids. The record is from RefSeq and is a predicted model, not a curated record. Gene Ontology annotation, molecular function: protein binding; serine-type endopeptidase activity. The transcript is spliced from 9 exons.
CUCCCCGGCGGGCCGGGCCGGGCGCCGCCCCCCUUCCAACGCCGUGGACCAUGUUCCCCAGCACCGGCUCCAACGGGCUGUAUAAAGCACCUCUGUCAAAGAGUCUUUUAUUAGUCCCAAGUGCCCUGUCGGUUCUAUUGACUCUGCUCUUCCAACAUUAUCAGAAGUUCUUCACAUAUAACCUACAAGCUGUAAAAGAGGAUUUUCAGAUUUGGAGACUUGUAUUUGGGAGAACAGUAUGUCUUGAUCUGAAAGAUACAUUCUGCAGUAGUUUGCUCAUUUAUAACUUUAGGAUAUUUGAAAGAAGAUAUGGCAGCCGAAAAUUUUCAUCCUUUUUAUUGGGCUCCUGGAUGCUGUCAGCUUUGUUUGAUCUUCUCCUUGUAGAAGUUAUGCAAUAUGCAUUUGGCAUCACCAUCAGUAGUUUGCCUUCUGGAUUCUUGGGUCCUGUAUUUGCUCUGUUUGUACCAUUUUUUUGCUCCAUUCCAAGGAUGCAAGUGACACAAAUAUUAGGCCAAUUUCCCAUCACAAACAAGACAUUGGUCUAUAUACUGGGUUUACAGCUCGUAACCUCUGGUUCCUACAUCUGGAUUGUAGCCGUAAGUGGACUGAUUUCUGGGAUGUGCUACAGCAGUAGUGUGCUAAAAGUUCAUCAGGUGCUUUGUGUUCCCAGCUGGCUGGCAAAGAUAUUUUCUUGGACUCUUGAACCAAUAUUCUCAUCUGCAGAACCAUCCAACGAGAUUCGAGUAGGAAUGGGAGCAACAGUGGACAUCCAGAGACAGCAGAGAAUGGAGUUACUGGAUCGUCAAAUCAUGAUAUCUCAGUUUGCACAAAUGAGACGGCAAAGACAACAGCAGGGCAGGGUGAUUAACUGGAAUCGACUCUUUCCUCCUUUACGUCGUAGACAUAAUGCAAAUGAUCAAGAUAAUGGCCAGUCUGAGCAAGAGGCACCUCCACCUGCUGAGGUUUCUGAGGAACAGGUUGCACGACUUAUGGAAAUGGGAUUUUCCAGGGUAGAUGCUUUGGAAGCUCUGAGAGCUUCAAAUAAUGACCUUAAUGUAGCUACCAACUUCCUACUGCAGCACUGAUGAUUGUCUGUGAUGAAAAACUUUAGUUGAUAUGUUUAUCUACCAUCAGCAAGAGGAUCAAAGCCACCUGCUGGAUAGACUCAUAAAGAGCAAAAGCCAAGAAGAAGAAAUGUCUACUAUACGCGAUGUUUCAAAGUAGUGUUAAUGGAUGACACUGACUGUUCCUAAACCCCCAAAUAAAGUGGUGGUUACUGU